Messenger RNA from Marasmius oreades (fairy-ring Marasmius), 381 nucleotides. RefSeq lists its product as uncharacterized. Lineage: Eukaryota; Fungi; Basidiomycota; Agaricomycetes; Agaricales; Marasmiaceae. The coding region runs from base 1 to 381 and encodes 126 amino acids. The record is from RefSeq and is a predicted model, not a curated record. The transcript is spliced from 5 exons.
AUGGCUAUCGCUAUAACUCCGGCUCUCUUCGGUGCUAGUGGGCCCUCGGAUAUCGGGAGCGGAACUCAUUUCUCGAAUCCAGUACUCCUGCAACACUGCACGCUGCUUAGGCACGAACUUGUGCAUUGGCCCCCUUCAUUCGUGGUUGGCCUCGACAGGAAAAUGUCAACGACUGCGGUGUUCGGUGAUGGCGGGAAUGUGCGGACUAUGGUCGAAUUGUUAUUGCGGCUUUCACAUAGCGACGGUGCGGCCCAAGGCGACUCCCGGCGCUCACAUUCAACCAACGGGAGGAAUGACUGGGAAGAUCCCGAACCGUCUAGGCGUCAGCAAGAGAUGUCACAGAAAUCGGUUGAAUUAGUUCUUUCCGACAACCUGAACUGA